GCCAUAAAGUCAAGAUAACGUAUUGAUAUGAUAGCCAUGAAAAUAACAUAAGGAAGUGUAAUGUCCCUGCUUCCAAUUAAAUCCACUAGUCUGUGACACAAUGUACUCUAUCUUUCCUGCUGGCGUGCUGUCUUGGAUCAUUCUGUUUUAUGAGGGGGUUAUCGUCUUUGUGCAGAUGGAGAUACAAGUCUCAACAGGACCCAGGUGGGAAGCAGAUGUAGCACAGGCUACACAGGAUCGCAUUCAUCACGGACAAAGGUGAACUUGGCCAAUAAGCACUAGUCUGCACUACUGAACAGGAAUGUCCAUGAAGAGGGGUGCUCUCACAUUUGUCUGUGAGGUUUAUCUCGAUGGACACAGAUUUAUUUUACCUUUAUUUAACCAGGCAAGUCAAUUCUUAUUUUCAAUGACGGCCUAGGUGGGUUAACUGCCUGUUCAGGGGCAGAAUGACAGAUUUGCACCUUGUCAGCUCGGGAGGUUGAACUUGCAACUUUCCGGUUACUAGUCCAACGCGCUAACCACUAGGCUACCUGGCUACCCUGAAGGCCAAGAUGGAAUGUGCAGGAAGAGAAGAGGGGGGUGGAGACAUGGAUGACACCCUUCUCUUGGCAAGACCUCAGUGUGGGGGAGGGGACAUACUGACUGCCAAAAAGUAUAUGAGCAGGAUGAGGACUACAGUGGCUUUGCUGUGCCUGGUGGCUCUUUCUGCAGCACAGAAGAGGAGGAGAACUGAACAGAACUCAGAAUGGGACUACAGGACAGAGGCAGAGAAGGUAAACACUAGAGGCUGUGCCAACCUCACCCUGGUGUUGGACAACUGGAAGUUUGCCAUCAUGACCCAAGUCAAAGACCUUCUCCUCAACGACCACAGCACUGUGCUGCCUGACUACGGGAGGAUCCCUCCUCUAUCGGAUGCCUUAGGAGACCUCUACAAGGAAUUCAAUGCCCUGAAGGAGCGCCUGGGGGAGCUGACCACCAAGUUUGAGGGCGUCGAGGCAUUCGUGGAUGACGUGAGGGCAGGAAGAAGCCCUUCCCAGAGAAGAGCAGAGCCCCGCCCACUGACACCAGACGAGGAGAACCAGAGCACCAUGCUGACCGGAACUGGAGACGGAACCGGUAUCAGCACUGGUACUAGACCACAGGGACGCAGGAACCGGGUGGUGGUCCGGAGAGUCAAGAUACCUGCUGAUGGUGCCCAGGUCUAAGGGAUUGGACUGUGACCACAAACUUAAAUACACUCUCCACCUUAAACUCAGUGGUGAAAAUGACACUCUUUCUCUCUAAGCACUCAAGAAUUAUAAAAAUAAUGAGCUGGCUAUACAGUAAAAAUGUAAUGCUUUCCCCAUUCCGUCAAUGAACUCAAAUUGUGGGAGACCAGUUGUAAAUAUUAUUUAGCUAUUUCUCAUUUUUACACAAAAUGUUGGUGAGAAUGUUAACCUGUGGAUGAAUCUGAUAACCUCUUUGUCGAUAGGUGGCGCCACAGUGUAUCCAAUGACUAUAUUACAAGUUUGUGCCUUGCUUCAAUAGGGUUUCCUGUGAGGGCUUGAUUGAUCAUUUGAUAUUUUACAUUACAGUCAUUUAUCAUGUGUUGUUUUAAUCAGAUUAUUGUCUGAUUGUACUAUUGUAUUGGCCUAUCAUCACAGUUUCACAUCUGCAUAUGAAUUAUAUUAUUGAUAUAAUUUUUUUUGAUCUGUAAAUUAUAUAAAUCUUUAACCUAUUGAGCUUUUCUUCAAAGAAUGAAGUUACCCCUAGGCACAGAUCUGGAAUCAGCAUUUUACCUGAACAUAGGCAUAGGCCUACAUGUAUUAGGGGUGCCAAGCAUAUCCUAGAUCCGCGCCUCCUUCUCCUUCAUAAUAAAGGUAUUCUGGUUUA
Oncorhynchus tshawytscha (Chinook salmon) is the source of this 1872-nucleotide messenger RNA. RefSeq lists its product as uncharacterized. The record is from RefSeq and is a predicted model, not a curated record. The transcript has 5 exons. Bases 552 to 1205 code for a protein of 217 amino acids. Lineage: Eukaryota; Metazoa; Chordata; Actinopteri; Salmoniformes; Salmonidae.